GAGAAGAACAAUAGCUGCAUCUCUUGUCAAAGUAGCAAAGCGACUCGUUUCUAUCAUUUCAAUGCAAUUCUCAGAGAAAAGCAUGACACAUCUCUUGAUACCGCUAUUUAUGGGCACUCUGUUCCCUUUGACUUCUUUGGCAAGAGGAGGACCGAGAAAACUCCAGCGAGGGAUCCCAGAUGCUUUCGAGAUAUUCUCCCGGUUUCCCGACGUUGUGGAGAUUUCCAACUGGAACGACGAUGAUUUUUUUGAGUGCUUGAAGGGCAAACAAGUUUUCUUCGAUCCUCAAGCCAAGAAAACCACAUAUAUAUUCACUUAUAAAGGCCACAACGGAGCAGAUAAGACAGAUGUCGCUUACCAUAUUAGCCAAGGCCCAGCGAUAAAUGAAAUCAUCUACUACCUGGACGAUGAUGUACAGCACAAGGACAAGGGAAUCUUGCAUUACACUGACUACACCACUUGCAACGUCAUUCAAGGACCUUAUCACGGAGACCAGUGCAUGCUUUUUGUUUCAAAAGAAUCCGCUGACAACGUCACACAAGACUGCAUAGAACAGUAUAAUGACAUUUGUGGCGCUGGAUUCAGCAUGUAUGCCCGCGACUUGUGUCCGGACGACGAAGAAUAAUACUGAAACAUCUAUCGCAUUUCGUUUACCACUGUAAGUCCUCAUAGUUGCACAUGUCUACACCCCACUCAUGUCCCAUUUAUGAAGAAUAUAUCCUGUCUAUUCGAUAAGAUGCCUGUCGCUAUGCACUCUUUUUAGCGGGCAUUUUAUGCUCACACUGGUACACUGGUGUGGGCACUAUGUAACAAUUCCCGAAAGGCCACCACAGCAAAGUCCA
Molecule: messenger RNA, 842 nt
Organism: Dermacentor andersoni
Lineage: Eukaryota; Metazoa; Arthropoda; Arachnida; Ixodida; Ixodidae
Biological process (GO): symbiont-mediated perturbation of host defenses
Molecular function (GO): amine binding
Source: RefSeq, a predicted model, not a curated record